AUGAACCAAGCUCUACGAGCCAAUAACGACCAACUGAAGCAAGAUUUAGUUGUUUUGGGGAUGGAAAAGAACAAAGUACUUGUCGAAAAGCAGAGCUUACAGGAGCAAGUGGAGAAGUUUCAAGAAGAGAUUAGUCGUCUUCAAGAACUCAAAGCGCAGGUUGACAAGGAGCUGAUUGAAAGCCAGCGCAAGCAAAGCCACCUAGAAGUGCGCCUAGAGACGAUGAAGGAGCAGUUCGACAUUGAAGUGGAGAAUAGUGGCAAGCACCAACAGGAAAUCGUCCGAUUGGUGGCUCAAAUUGACGAGGGGCGAGUUAAAAUCGGAGUUUUGGAAGCAAUAUGCAACUUGUUGACUGCGGAAAAGCAGAAUACCGGUAUGCGUGCACAAGACAAGUUACGCAUUGAGCGGCUACUGAAUCAAAAGAUGGAGCUGGAAACACUUGUGGAGGCUACAAAGGCUGAUAAAAAGAAGGACGAAGAGCAGAUCCGGAAUCUGCGAACGUCGUUGGAAGCUUUAGACAACGAAAUUCAGCACAACAAACGCGUGUAUUCAGCGGGACAGCAAGCGUUCUUGCACUCAGAACGCACAUGUGAACAGCUGCGACUGCAAAUGGAGAGAAAUUUCGAAAAAGCCAAAAAGAAGUAA
Messenger RNA from Phytophthora infestans T30-4, 645 nucleotides. RefSeq lists its product as uncharacterized. The record is from RefSeq and is a predicted model, not a curated record. NCBI's taxonomy places the organism in Eukaryota, Oomycota, Peronosporomycetes, Peronosporales, Peronosporaceae. The transcript has a single exon. The coding region runs from base 1 to 645 and encodes 214 amino acids.